Molecule: messenger RNA, 1488 nt
Organism: Sinocyclocheilus grahami
Lineage: Eukaryota; Metazoa; Chordata; Actinopteri; Cypriniformes; Cyprinidae
Product: dihydrofolate reductase-like
Exons: 5
Coding region: 85-561 (158 amino acids)
Biological process (GO): folic acid metabolic process; tetrahydrofolate biosynthetic process; dihydrofolate metabolic process
Cellular component (GO): mitochondrion
Molecular function (GO): dihydrofolate reductase activity; NADP binding
Source: RefSeq, a predicted model, not a curated record
UAUUCAUGAGCCAAGCGUUUGACGUACUUCUGGCGGGAGGAAGACCGUGCGUGCUAGCUAAACUGUACUUUGUUUAUUACAUUCAUGACAGUUAUGUCUCGAAUACUCAACUCUAUUGUAGCUGUUUGUCCAGACAUGGGAAUAGGGAAAAAUGGAAAUCUGCCAUGGCAUCCAAUAAGACUAAGUAAUGAAUUCAAGCACUUUCAGAAGAUGACCAUGACUCCUUUAGUUGAGGGUAAAAAGAAUGUGGUCCUGAUGGGCAGAAAGACUUGGUUCUCUAUUCCUGCAGCAAACAGGCCCCUGAAGAACAGGAUCAACAUUGUUCUCAGCAGAGAGCUCAAUACAGCCCCAGAGGGAGCUCACUACCUUGCUUCAGACUUCAGUUCAGCUCUCCAUCUGUUAGACAGCAGUGAGCUCGAAAAACAAGUGGACCAGGUUUGGAUAAUCGGCGGAAGCGCUGUGUACAAGUUUCUGGUCAGAUUCCCGGGUGUACCCACGGGCGUGCAGGAGGAGAAUGGUGUUCAGUAUGUAUUUGAAGUAUAUGAGAGCACCGACCACUAACAAAGAUCCUUUAAGCAUGAUGCUAAGGUCGGAGAAGUGGCCUGGCCGGGUAGUGCGAGUGCUCUGACAUGUUGUGUGGCUCAAUUGCCUGACCCCCAUCACCCCUUUUUCUCCCUAUCAUUUGUUUGCCACAUUUCCUGUCCACUUUCCUUAGUAAUAAAAAUGAAAAGUGAUUCUAGGACAGUUAAAAUGUUUUUAUUAUAAAAUUUUAUGUGUGGCAUUUGCAACUUUAUAUACAAAGUGGAAAGUAGGCAGAAAAUCAUGAGAAGACAAGAGGGUGGGUAAAAGGGUGAAAUUGAUCGGAUCCAAUCUUCCAUGAGCACAACAACAACAUGUUGCAAAGAGUGCUGACCACUAGGUCUCUGCUUAUUUGCGGCCUUUUCUCAAUGAUUUUUUUUUUUUAAAUAUGCAAAAACAGUUGUUUUCCCACUGUCACUACCAGAAUCUUAUUUGAUUAGUAUCAGGUUUAGUUCCUGGAUUAUCAUUUCAAAUAUUCAGAAAACAAUAUACCGGUACUUCAUUUUGAUAAUAAAUUUUCUUUUCCACAUCUGCUAUCCAGUUAAUUAUUCUUCAUCUUGCCAACUGCAAAAGACAACCUGCUCAUCUCCAUAUCCAAUAGCAACUGAAGUGUCUGCUCUUAAGCCAGCCUGAAGAUCUGACUGCUCUCAUGAAUAUGCAUAUGUGUUUGGUCUUCAGACUGGCUGAUUGACAAAGGUCAUAUAGUUUAGAGAAGGGUCGCAAUACUAGCACUUUCUCUCUCACCCACACAAACUCCUUCAUGACCCCUAUUUUAAAAAGCCAAAUGCCGCAAUCAGGCAAAACCUUUUUAGGCUGAUUGGUUUCGGGUAUGUCAGCCUAAUGUACUACGAAUGUUUACGACCAGGCUAAAAUAAACCUGACUGGAAUUCCAAUUACCUUGCACAUGCA